UUGCAUCUACGACGACCUCAUCGGGCCAGGGUGACGAGCGCUACUGAUCGAUGACAAGACUCAAACCCUUCCUUCUCUGUCACGGCCCGGCCAUAAUUAUCGGCACCCUGAGCCACAUGGAGCCCAAUCCAUCAGAGGCCCGCCCGCCACGCUGGGGGCCAUGAUGCAUCGGCGGGCGAGGCGUGCCAACCACGGGCUCGACGCUUCUUUUUGAGAUCUGUCGCGCGCGCUUGACCUCCCCACCAUCUUCCUUGCCCCACCACUCUCUUCCCCGCACUCAAUCCCCCCUCACCAUGACUACCACCUCCUCCCCUCGCGUCUGGCUGAUCACAGGCGCCAACUCUGGUAUUGGGCUUGCGCUCGCGAAGUAUGCACUUGACCAGGGAGAUAGGGUCAUCGCGACUGCGCGCGACUUGAAGAAGAUACCAGCUAGCAUAUCUGCGGCGAAGCCCAUCCGCCUGGACUUGAACGCGUCAGACGAGGAGAUCAGGCAGGUCGCGGCGGAUGCACUGAAGAUCUAUGGCCGGAUAGACAUCCUCAUCAACAACGCAGGCGUAGGCCUCCCUGGCACCAUUGAACACGUCAGCGACGCCGCCCUGAAGGAGAACUUCCAGACGAACGUCUUCGGCCCGCUCUCCCUCACCCGCGCCCUCGUCCCUACCUUCCGGGAGCAAAAGUCCGGCGCCAUUGCGUCCAUCUCCUCGCAGGGCGGCCUGCUUUCCUGGCCGGGCUUCUCCUCCUACUGCUCCACCAAGGUCUCCCUCGAGUUCUUCAUGGAGGGUCUCGGGCAGGAGCUUGCGCCCUUCGGCGUCAAGGUGCUCAUUAUUCAGCCCGGACUCAUCCUCACGGACUGGUGGACGAAGGCCGCGGCGGUGCAGAACAAGCAGGCGAACGAGGUGUACCCACAUAUCCCCGGGCUCGAGGCGACGCUCGAGUGGGGCAUCGGCACGGGGUGCGUGAGCGACAUAACGAAGGCCGUGCAGAGGAUGUACGAGUUCGUGACGGGGACGGGAGAGGCGGGCGCGGCGCGGAAGGACGAGUUUAUACGGCUACCUUUGGGGAAGGAUUGUGCGAGCAUCUUCAAGGGCCGCAUCGAGCACCUGCAGAAGAACCUCGACGAGUACUUGCCGAUCACGAACUCGAUCAACUUGACGGAGGAGCAGCUGGCGGAGUUGAAGAAGGCGCGCGCAUGAUGUGCUGCAGAGGAGUGAUGUGCGAAUUUCGGUUUGUAUUACAGCCUAUCAGAACACCAAAUGGAAA
Messenger RNA from Schizophyllum commune H4-8, 1260 nucleotides. RefSeq names its product NAD(P)-binding protein. The record is from RefSeq and is a predicted model, not a curated record. NCBI's taxonomy places the organism in Eukaryota, Fungi, Basidiomycota, Agaricomycetes, Agaricales, Schizophyllaceae. Gene Ontology annotation, molecular function: oxidoreductase activity. The coding region runs from base 294 to 1193 and encodes 299 amino acids. The transcript is spliced from 5 exons.